AUGUCAGAAAAAAAUUUAUGUACUGAUAUAACAUGUGACGAUACAAUCAAAGAAUUAUAUCAAUGUCAUUGUUGUUUACAACUUGUGUGUUUAACUCAUUUGAUUCAACAUGUUGAAAUAGCAAAACAAAAUAGACAACAAUUAAAUUAUCUUCGUAAUGAAUUAAAUAUGGUUAUAAAUAAACUUAAGUUAAUUGUUGAAGAAAAACUAUUGACUAUUAAACAUGAACAAAACUUGAUUGAACAAGCAAAACAAUUUCUUAAUACACCUAAUAGUACUAUCGAAGAAUUACAGAAUAGUUUCGAACAAAUUAAUCAAGCAAUUACAUCAAAUCGUUCAGAAGAAAUCAUAUUGAAAGUUGAACCUUUAUUAACGAAUAUGGAAGAAUGCUCUUAUAUUCGCGAGCAUGAUAUGAAAAAUACGAAUUUGAAUGGUAAAAUAAAAUCUCUCUCUUUGUAA
Molecule: messenger RNA, 459 nt
Organism: Rotaria sp. Silwood1
Lineage: Eukaryota; Metazoa; Rotifera; Eurotatoria; Philodinida; Philodinidae
Source: the annotation of a GenBank genome assembly